GGCAGGAGCAGGGCUCAGUUACACUGUGACCCCGGAGCAGGGAGCCCAUCCCAGUCCACCCUCUGCGGCCUGGCUCCCGCCCCCUGCACAGCCCCAGAAGACCUGUCCUCGCUGUGUGGCCUGCCCAAGCUGCGUCUCCACUCUGAUCCUCAGUCCCGCAUCCGGGCAGCAGGGCCGGAGUGCCACCCUGCCUGCCCUCCACGCUGUCAGGAUGAUUCAGAGACCUGGUACAAAAGAACUCCCGACUGAGGAAGGGAAGUCCCUGUGGGAGCUGGUGCUGGAACAGUUUGAGGACCUCCUGGUGCGCAUCCUGCUGCUGGCGGCCCUGGUCUCCUUCGUCCUGGCCUGGUUCGAGGAGGGUGAGGAGACCAUGACAGCCUUCGUGGAGCCCCUGGUCAUCAUGCUGAUCCUCGUGGCCAAUGCCAUCGUGGGCGUGUGGCAGGAACGCAAUGCCGAGAGUGCUAUCGAGGCCUUGAAGGAGUAUGAACCUGAGAUGGGCAAGGUGGUCCGCUCGGAUCGCAAGGGCGUGCAGAGGAUCCACGCCCGGGACAUCGUGCCCGGAGACAUCGUAGAAGUGGCAGUGGGGGACAAAGUGCCUGCCGACCUCCGUCUCAUCGAGAUCAAGUCGACCACGCUGAGAGUGGACCAGUCCAUCCUGACGGGUGAAUCCGUGUCCGUGACCAAACACACAGAUGCCAUCCCAGACCCCAGAGCUGUGAACCAGGACAAGAAGAACAUGCUGUUUUCUGGCACCAAUAUCGCGUCGGGCAAGGCCGUGGGCGUGGCAGUGGCCACGGGCCUGCACACGGAGCUGGGCAAGAUCCGCAGCCAGAUGGCGGCGGUGGAGCCAGAGCGGACGCCACUGCAGCGCAAGCUGGACGAGUUCGGGCGGCAGCUGUCCCGCGCCAUCUCCGUGAUCUGCGUGGCCGUGUGGGUCAUCAACGUCAACCACUUUGCCGACCCGGCCCACGGCGGCUCCUGGCUGCGUGGCGCCGUCUACUACUUCAAGAUCGCCGUGGCCCUGGCUGUGGCUGCCAUCCCCGAGGGCCUCCCGGCUGUCAUCACCACAUGCCUGGCGCUGGGCACAAGGCGCAUGGCACGCAAGAACGCCAUCGUGCGGAGCCUGCCCUCCGUGGAGACCCUGGGCUGCACCUCGGUCAUCUGCUCCGACAAGACGGGCACACUCACCACCAAUCAGAUGUCUGUCUGCAGGAUGUUCGUGGUAGCGGAGGCCGAAGCGAGCUCCUGCCGUUUGCACGAGUUCACCAUCUCGGGUACCACCUAUACCCCCGAGGGCGAAGUGCGGCAGGGGGAGCAGCCUGUGCGCUGCGGGCAGUUCGAUGGGCUGGUGGAACUGGCGACCAUCUGCGCCCUGUGCAACGACUCGGCGCUGGACUACAACGAGGCCAAGGGCGUGUAUGAGAAGGUAGGAGAGGCCACAGAGACGGCUCUGACUAGCCUGGUGGAGAAGAUGAACGUGUUCGACACCGACCUGCAGGCCCUGUCCCGGGUGGAGCGAGCUGGCGCCUGCAAUGCAGUCAUCAAGCAGCUGAUGCGGAAGGAGUUCACCCUCGAGUUCUCCCGAGACCGGAAGUCCAUGUCGGUGUACUGCACACCCACCCGCCCCGACCCCACAGGCCCGGGCAGCAAGAUGUUUGUGAAGGGGGCCCCCGAGAGUGUGAUCGAGCGCUGCAGCUCCGUCCGUGUGGGGAGCCGUACAGCCCCCCUGACCACCACCUCCAGGGAGCAGAUCCUGGCAAAGAUCCGGGACUGGGGCUCAGGCUCCGACACGCUGCGCUGCCUAGCGCUGGCCACCCGGGAUGCGCCCCCGAGGAAGGAGGACAUGCAGCUGGACGACUGCAGCAAGUUUGCGCAGUACGAGACAGACCUGACCUUCGUGGGCUGCGUGGGCAUGCUGGACCCGCCGAGGCCCGAGGUGGCCGCCUGCAUCACGCGCUGCCACCAGGCGGGCAUCCGAGUGGUCAUGAUCACAGGGGAUAACAAAGGCACGGCCGUGGCCAUCUGCCGCAGGCUGGGCAUCUUUGGGGACACGGAGGACGUGGAGGGCAAGGCCUACACAGGCCGAGAAUUCGACGACCUCAGCCCGGAGCAGCAACGCCACGCCUGCCGCACCGCCUGCUGCUUCGCGCGGGUGGAGCCCACGCACAAGUCCCGCAUCGUGGAGAACCUGCAGUCCUUCGAUGAGAUCACCGCCAUGACUGGCGAUGGGGUGAAUGACGCCCCAGCCCUGAAGAAAGCGGAGAUCGGCAUCGCCAUGGGCUCAGGCACUGCCGUGGCCAAGUCGGCCGCAGAGAUGGUGCUGUCAGAUGACAACUUUGCCUCCAUCGUGGCUGCGGUGGAGGAGGGCCGCGCCAUCUACAACAACAUGAAGCAAUUCAUCCGCUACCUCAUCUCCUCCAACGUGGGCGAGGUUGUCUGCAUCUUCCUCACGGCAAUUCUGGGCCUGCCCGAAGCUCUGAUCCCUGUGCAGCUGCUCUGGGUCAACCUGGUGACAGACGGCCUACCUGCCACGGCCCUGGGCUUCAACCCGCCAGACCUAGACAUCAUGCAGAAGCUGCCCCGGAACCCUCGAGAGGCCCUCAUCAGUGGCUGGCUCUUCUUCCGAUACCUGGCUAUUGGAGUGUACGUAGGCCUGGCCACGGUGGCUGCCGCCACCUGGUGGUUCCUGUAUGACGCCGAGGGACCUCACGUCACCUUCCACCAGCUGAGGAACUUCCUGAAGUGCUCCGAAGACAACCCCCUGUUCGCCGGCGUUGACUGCGAGGUCUUCGAGUCCCGCUUCCCCACCACCAUGGCCUUGUCUGUGCUCGUGACCAUUGAGAUGUGCAACGCCCUCAACAGUGUCUCGGAGAACCAAUCACUGCUGCGGAUGCCGCCCUGGCUGAACCCCUGGCUGCUGGCAGCUGUGGCCAUGUCCAUGGCCCUGCACUUCCUCAUCCUGCUCGUGCCACCCCUGCCCCUCAUUUUCCAGGUGACCCCUCUGAGCGGGCGCCAGUGGGUGGUGGUGCUGCAGAUAUCCCUGCCUGUCAUCCUGCUGGACGAGGCCCUCAAGUACCUGUCCCGGAACCACAUGGACGGCAUUCUCAGGACAGUCUCCCGGGCCUGGAGUAGGCAGCCGCUGACCACCUCCCGGACCCCGGACCCCACCGGAAGACAAGAAGCAAAAGUGAGUGCUGGGAACAGAGUGGAGUCUCCCGUGUGUACCUCGGACUGACGGUGCCCAGCGUUCGCCCCCACGCCCCGCCCUGCCACCGCGCUCGCCCACUUGCCCACCGGGCCCUGCUGGACACGUGACGGGCCCCAAGCCAGAGCUGGCAACAGAUCCAGAGGUCCAGAGCCCCUCUCCGCCCACGUGCUCAGGCACAUUCCGGAGCCCGCUCCCCCCGGCUUGGAGGCUGGGCGUUUGCUUGGUGACUGGUGCCUCUGCGCUGAUGGAGGACUCCUGGGGCCCCUCUCCCUGGCUCUGACCUCUCCCCCAGUGCCUGUGCUGGAGCCUGGUUAGCCCUGCGGAGGAGUCGAAGGGGGCCAUGUGGGCCCAGCUGUGCAGAGCCAGGGCGGGCAGCCCCCUCCACUCCGCUCUGCCUCCACGAAGUCGGCUCCUGAGAGCUUGAGCCUGUUUCUGUUUAUAUGUGCAGGCCCCAGGGGGUUGACGGGUCAGAGAGAGGGACACAAGGCACAGGGAGGAGGGGCAGGGCGAGGACCCCCUUUCCCAGGAGACGGGCUGGUCUGCCUGCCUCAGCCGCCUCACUUCCCGAACUCAGGUCUCCCUGCCCCAAGCAAAUGAGACGUUACAGAGUCUGGGUGUGGCCUGGUCUGCCGAGCAGAGAUUGUAAGUGCCAUCCCUGUCCCUGGUGCCUGUGACCCUGGACAUCCUCGGGUCCCUGACCACUGUGCCCUUUCCCCCACCCCGGAGGGUGGCCAUCAUGCUGUCUGCACAGUGGGGUGACUGGUGGUUGCUCCUGGGCUCCCAGCCUCACUCUUUGCUCCCCACAAACCCCCGUGAGCCAAAAGGAUGUCACUGAGGAUGGCUAAUGACCCAGGGGCACUUCCCCUCCCCACUCCCUGAUGGAGGAACGCAUCGCUGCGUGGAUCCUGCAUGGAUCGGGUCAGAUGAUACGGCAUUAGAUGGACAGACUUUUUCUCUUAACUCAGCUUUUAUUCCUUUGACAAAAGCUAGCUAGGUGUAGCAGAAGACAGUGAGUAAUGACUGUCCAUGUAUCUUUGCCCCUCCUAGAGAGUGUACAAAGUGAUUAUUUUAUACAUAAAUCAAGACUCACGUUUUUAUCCUGAUCCCCAGAAUCCCAAGCCCUCUUAGCCUGCCUGGCAGGCAAAUGGUCUCCACGUUCUGCAGCCCCCUGCCCCUCCCCUCUCUCGCAGUUUGGGUGGGGGGUGGUUCUGCUGCAGCAGAGAUUCUCUGCUUCUUUCCUGGGGUGGGGGGAGGUCUUAGCUGGGGCAGAGCCCUGUACCGCCCUGCUGACGUGCUGUUUGUUAGGGAAAUAAAGGUUGUGUUCCUUGCA
Messenger RNA from Microcebus murinus (gray mouse lemur), 4538 nucleotides. The record is from RefSeq and is a predicted model, not a curated record. NCBI's taxonomy places the organism in Eukaryota, Metazoa, Chordata, Mammalia, Primates, Cheirogaleidae.